This is a messenger RNA of Dothidotthia symphoricarpi CBS 119687, 2181 nucleotides long. RefSeq lists its product as uncharacterized. Bases 1 to 2181 code for a protein of 726 amino acids. The record is from RefSeq and is a predicted model, not a curated record. The transcript has 3 exons. NCBI's taxonomy places the organism in Eukaryota, Fungi, Ascomycota, Dothideomycetes, Pleosporales, Dothidotthiaceae.
AUGCAGGAUGGAUCUCAUCGCGUACACAUACCUUCAAAGGGUGUGACCCAGGAUGAAUCGCGUCGUUCAGCGAUCGAUCCUAGCGUCACUCCAACAUCCAGCAGGCCAGUUACUCAAAAGACGCUGACGUUGUCCGCUAUCCAACAAUAUGCGCUACGAAACUUCGAGGCGGCAUUUGAAUGUCUCCCAAGUACGGACACGAUUCACAUCGAGACCAUCACCGACUACGAGAAGCCUGUUCCUCGAAACAAAAGUAAAGUCAGGAAUGUUCGUCUAGUUGUGGGUCAUAUGGGUGGUCAUAUCCGUUUCAAAAAAGAUGUAUUUGCCUAUUUGACGGAAGAAAAUGACUUUCUCCGUGCAGUGUUUUACGUCGGAAAUAGAAAGAUUGAGGAUUUGGCGUAUCUUGCCGGCGACCUCUACAAACCUUUCUGCGACAUUUUCUGCGCACAGGAAAUGGAAACCGCUAUGCAGAGUCAACUGACGGCCUUGGUUUUGUAUUACAGUGCGGCGUCCGGUCUUUUGACGAGCUUUCGCGCACAAGAGUCUUUCUGGGAUCACCUUGCGGCCGCUUGUAUGAAGGUGCAAGAGAGAGUUAUGCAAACAACUUCACAGAAUGCCAAUGGCGAUGACGAUGUGAGCAUCGCUCGAACAGAUGGAGCGAAUGACAUUGACCAUGCUGCCAAUCUCAACACGCACAUCACCGCCACACCGAAUACCCAAAUAUCAACGUGGUUGAGGAAGACUGCCCCGAACCAGAGCGUGGCUAGGAAAAGGCCACUGGAUGAAGGAACUGAAGACAGUCACCCUGUUACAAACCAAGAUACGCCCUCAACCAGAAAAGCACGCGAGGAGACACCUGACAUUGACGUCUUUGUCCAAGCUUUUAAAAAACUCAAGUCUGACAAGCACAGCUUGGAGGCCAAAGCCAGCGAGACCGCAGACCUACAGAUGCGCCUGGAAGAAGCACAUCAAAAGGAGAUUGCAGAACUACAGGACCGUCUUAUACAAACACACCAGAAGGAUAUGGCCGACCUGCGGAGCUCCCUCGAAGAGGCUCAUAAUGUAGAGAUUGCCAACCUAAAAACCCGCCUUGAAGAGACACACCGUAAAGAAAUCAACGACGUACGACUUCUCUUUGAAGACGAACAACGGACGGAAAUCCUGAAGACAAAGGAGCGAGUGACUGCCGACAUGAUGCAUCUCGUCAACGAGUCAGACCGAAAGCUAGCCCACGCCAAAUUCAAACUGUCCAGCGUGGAGGAGAAAUGCAACGCAGCCGAACAGCGCCACCAAGCCGCAGAAGCCCAGCUCCGCACAGCAGAAAACGACCGUCACAUCCUCCACACAAACAACGAGACUUUGCACGAACAACUCCGCAUCUCGCAAGACAAAGCAGACACCGACACAGCAACCAUAAAAUCCCAAAGCCAGAUCCUAGACUCCAUCUGGAAGCAAAAACAGACCCUCGAGCGCGAAAUCACAAACCUAAAAGCCACAGCAAAAGAAUCCCAACACAACGUCGUCUUCCUCGUAACCACCAGACAAGAGCUCCGCAAGCAAGUCCAACACCUCACCGCUGCGCUCAAACAGCACGAAGCAGACUCCCUCGCCAAACACACAACCACAGAGCUGAAGCAGCAACACCUAGUGCAGCAAAACCACGACCUCAAAGCCCAAGUCAAGGCACUACACACCGACCUCACGAAUGCCCAAAACGCCCGGCAAGACCAAUACGAACACCUCACCCAGCAGAACCAGGCCCGAAUCGCAGGUCUUCAAUCCGCCGCCGAAACCUCCAAUAACCGCGCUGCAAAAUCUGCACUCCGCACCGCUGCCCUUCUUGCCGCGCUGUCCUAUCAUGUAGACCGCAACACCGCCCUGCAAACUACACACGAUGCCUUGCAAACUGAGCACGAUGCCAUACAGACUGAACACGAUGCCCUGGAAACUGAGCACGAUGCCCUACAAGCCACCCACUCCGCGCUGGAAACCCAAUUCGCCCAUCUGCAGCGCGAGAAGCAGACGCAAAGCGCGACACUAGCACAAGUCAUUGCGUGGCGGCGGGCGGAGAGUAUAAGUUUCAGUGCGCAGGUGGAGAGUUUGGAGGAGGCGGUUAAGGCUGGGGUGGGCGAGUUGCGGGCGUAUAAAGCAAGGGUAAAGGCGGUUGUUGAUGCGAUUUAG